AUGCUUCCAUCACUUCGCAUUCGUCAGUAUAGUAUUUCAUCCUCACCUUUAUGGAAUCCAGAAGUUAUAACAUUAACAGUCGAUAUUCUUAAUACGCCAGCAUUAAGUGGAGUUGGACAAUAUUAUGGUGUUACAUCAAAUUAUCUUUCAAGUUUAAAAGAAGGUAAUCGAAUCAGUUGUAAUGUGCGAGCAAGUAAUCUGGCAUUUCAUCCGCCUGAAGAUACAAAAACACCAAUUGUAAUGAUUGCUGCUGGAACUGGAAUUGCACCAUUCCGUGGAUUUGUUCAAGAACGAGCAGAACAAUCAAUAUGUGGAAGAGAAAUUGGCCGUACAAUACUUUAUUAUGGAUGUCGAUCAGAUAGAGAUUUUUUAUAUUCAAAUGAAUUUGAUGAAUGGUCAAAACUUGGUGUAGUGCAAGUCAAAUCUGUUUUCUCGCGUCAAGAAACUAAUGAUAAAAAGUAUGUUCAAGAUUUAGUUUGGGAAGAUAGAGAUGAAAUUGCAAAUUUGUAUCAUAAUGGUGCACGCUUUUAUACAUGUGGAAAUGCAAAAAAAUUAGCUAUAACAGUGAAAACAUGUUUUAUCAAAAUCAUUGCAGAAAUUAAACAAUGUAAUGAAGAAGAAGCAACAAACAUUUUUCAAAAGAUUUCAGUGGACAGAUAUAGUGUUGAUGUUUUUGCAUGA
Molecule: messenger RNA, 681 nt
Organism: Didymodactylos carnosus
Lineage: Eukaryota; Metazoa; Rotifera; Eurotatoria; Philodinida; Philodinidae
Source: the annotation of a GenBank genome assembly